ACGAAAAGAGAAUUUCAACAUAUACAUCUCAUUUUGGAAUGAUGGAGAGUACAUUCCUUCGGCGUUGCAAGAGUACAAGUUGCCAAGGUAGAAAAGGAUCGUCAGGCAUGGUUUGGAAGGGAAAAAGAAAGGUGGAAGGGGUUCCUUUCUCCCGAAGAUGUUUGAAACAAGUUCAUACAACGAGUUUAAAUCUAGUCAGUACUAUUGAAACUUUCGCGGUAUACGUUUCAUGAUAUUCGCGGAGGAUUACAGUCCGAAUACCAUCUUUACUGUAUUGACCAUUUUCGUCAGUGUCAUUUACCUCGAAUCAGAUUGCUUGUCCUUAUAGGUGGACCGUUCAUUAUCUAUUUAUAACGCAGUGCUCUGAUUUCGAUAAAGCGAUCAAGAUGACUGACAAUUCUUUGGAUAAUCCUGUUGUGACAGAUGUGGUGGAGAAACGACUACAAAUUAUUCUCAAUGAAGGUUCUAAAACUGUUAUGGAUUUCAAUAAUAUGAAACCAGAAGUACCGCCUUUCUAUGAUGAAAAGAAGUUCCGAUUGGGGCAGCAAGCUUUCUACAAUAAUGUGUUCUCUAUGAUGAUUGCAAAACUUUGCGGCCUCGUAUCCCUCCUAGCUAUUUCAACCAUAUUGGAUGUAGUUAUGUUCACCAAAAAGAGCGGUACUCCUUGUUUGGCGUAUCGCAGAUAUGCGGAGACAAUUCUUCAUACAUUCGUAUGGCAUGAAAAGGAUCCCAAAAGCAAACCUAAUGAAUUCUUGGAAUCCAUAAAAAUCGUACGUCGAAAACACUGUGUUGCGUUCAAAAAAAGCACCGAAGCUGGUGUUCAUAAGCCAACGCAAUUGGACAUGGUACUCGCUCAGUUUGGAUUUAUUGGAUAUAGUUUAGUAAGCCAGGAAUAUCUUGGAAUAAAAACCACUCCCGAGGAAAUGGAGGGCGUAGUGCAUGUUUGGAGGGUCAUCGGCAGUAUGCUUGGGAUGGAUGACAAAUUUAAUCUCUGCACGGGAACCGUCGAUGAAACCCGCGCCCUUUGUCAAAGACUAUUGGAAGACGUUUUCGUUCCUAGCUUGGCAAAUAGGAACGAGCAUUUCAAUCAUAUGGGCAAUGUGAUGCUGCAGAGUCUCUGGCCCAUUAAUCAAAAUAUCGACCCACUAGCAUUCACUGCCUUCACACUUUACUUGGCUUCUUCGACUGCGCGUAAUAAUAAUCACUCCAUUGAAAUGGAUACCACGACAAUGCCGUUUUAUAGUUGGUAUUUGUUCAACCUCCAACACUUUGUGGUAAAGUAUUUGAUGCGACCUAGUGCCUGGUGGUCUCCAUUCUUUCGUGCAAUUUUUAAUAGUUUAAUGCGACUUUCAAUUUUCUUCCUCAAAAAUUUUCCCCUCUUUGCUUAUUGGUUAUACGGAAAAAAGUACGCAAAUGUCGAAAUAUUACAUCAUCACUUUGACUAAAAAUUUAAUCAAACUAACGAAAGAUAUUGGCAUUCUGAAUAUGAGUAUUAAUAAAAGGAAAAUCCAUAUAAAUGCGACUAUGAAUGCAUUUAUUAAUUAAUUUAUCGUUGCAUAUAAGUACAGGUUAUUAAUUUAACGAAAAAUAUUAAACAUUU
Monomorium pharaonis (pharaoh ant) is the source of this 1600-nucleotide messenger RNA. RefSeq lists its product as uncharacterized. Gene Ontology annotation, molecular function: oxidoreductase activity. The transcript has 5 exons. The record is from RefSeq and is a predicted model, not a curated record. Lineage: Eukaryota; Metazoa; Arthropoda; Insecta; Hymenoptera; Formicidae. Bases 387 to 1445 code for a protein of 352 amino acids.